AAAAAAAAUUGCCUCCCACUCUAUCCACAUUUAUAGGCACUAUAUAGGAAGAAGGCUAUGAGCAACAACUGUGGGAGAGAAAAAGAAAAGCUGAUCAUGUAUCAAGCUUUUGACAAAAUGCAAAGACAUUUCCCCAUGAGUGCUGGUGAUGGUGCCUACAGCUACUCCAGAAACUCCCAAUUGCAGAGAGAAGUGUUAGAUGGUGCAAAGGAGAUGGUAAGAGACGCAAUUAUUGAAAAGCUUGACAUCAAAAGCCUGUUAUCAGCUUCAAUAAACACAUUCCGUAUUAUAGACUUGGGAUGUUCAAUUGGACCAAACACUUUCUCAGCUAUGCAACAUAUUAUAGAAGCUGUAAAGGACAAGUGCCAUUAUCAAUUCAGUGCAGAUUCCUCUAAUAUUAUUCCUGAAUUCCAAGUAUUCUUCAAUGAUCAUGUCAACAAUGAUUUCAAUACCCUAUUUCGAUCUCUACCGGUCGAUAGGUCCUACUUUGCAGUAGGAGUUCCAGGGUCUUUCCACGGCAGGUUAUUUCCCUCUGGUUCGAUCCAUUUUGCACAUUCAUCUUGUGCUAUCCAUUGGUUAUCUAAGUUGCCAGAAAUGUUGUUAGAUGAGAAAUCCCCUGCGUGGAAUAAGGGAUUGAUUCACUAUGUAGAUGCCGCAAAUACUGCAGUAGUUAAUGCUUAUGUUGCGCAGUUCGACAAAGACAUGGAAAUAUUCUUAAGUGCAAGAGCUGAGGAGAUUGUUCCUGGAGGAAUGAUGGUCCUAGUUUCGCCAUUUUCAGGUUAUCGUUACCUCAAAUUUUUCGGUUCAAGUCUUAUGGAUCUGGUUAAUGAGGGAAUGCUAGAUGAAUCUCUAGUUGACGCAUUCAAUGUGCCAGUGUAUUUUCCCUCUCCUGAAGACAUGACUAAAGUGGUGGAGAAAAAUGGCUGUUUUAGCAUCGAGAGAAUAGAGUUGACAUAUCCCCNACAAUUAGUUGUGCCUAUUUAG
Molecule: messenger RNA, 984 nt
Organism: Nicotiana tabacum (common tobacco)
Lineage: Eukaryota; Viridiplantae; Streptophyta; Magnoliopsida; Solanales; Solanaceae
Product: loganic acid O-methyltransferase
Molecular function (GO): methyltransferase activity
Source: RefSeq, a predicted model, not a curated record